UUGAGCUCGACUUUUUCCCGCUGACCGAGAGCACAACAACAAGCUGGAGCUGGAGCUGGAGCAGAAGCUGAAGCUGAAGCCCAGGAAGAAGCAGUAGCAGGAGCAGGAGAAAGCGGAGAAAGGAGGCAGGCGCGAGCAAAGGAGAAAGAGAGAGAGAAAGAGAGAGAGCCGAGAGGACCCAGCAGCCAGAGGAGUGAAAUUCGAGGAGGGGCGCAAAGGGAGUGGGUGUACGAGUGCCAUAAAGUGGAAAUACGAAACGCCUUGAGCGGCGGCAGCGACGUCGAUUGCGGCAGCGACGGCGACGCCGGCAGAGGGACACGCGUCAGGCGGCCAAGCAAAAGGCAGACAAACAGUCAAAUCCUGCUGAGACGACACGACGAGUCCUUGCUCGUCGGUUCAAACGUGCGGAACACUCUUGGAGCCAGUCGCCAAAAAAGCAAGAACACUAGAAGCCAAGCUAGUCCACAAAACACCACUCACACACACACACACUGACCCCCACAAACAAGGGAAAGUUUUCACCAAAAAAUUAUAAUAAAAAACCAAAUAUAUUUCCCAAGAAACCCAAAACAAUAUUUUGAAGAUAUAUCCCUUAUCCAAGUGCAGUGACUCGUGUGCAAAAGUUAUCCAACCACAAUCCCCCAAAAAGCAAGAAAACCAGUUCCAGUUAAUUGUCCUCCCUCAAUUGAUGGCUAACACUGUGAAUUUUAAUUAAUAUACAACAAAAACGUAGUUUAUAUGAAAAACCAAAACGAAAACUAAGUGCCGCAAGCUGAGAGCGCUAAACACGAAUAAGUGCUAAAAGUUCCUUAAACAAAUAUUAAUAACAAAACGAAAUAAAAAAACAAAACAAAACAAAUUAUUGUUACAACUACUUAUAAAAAUAUACAAAUUAUACAACAUCAAUUUUCUUUGCAUUUUAAACAAAAAGUAUAAAAAGCGUUAAAAAAAAAGUGAGCAGCUCAAAACGAAAGAAGAAAAACCAAAGUGCCGCGGAAACUCUUAAAUCUUAAGGCUACGUAAAAAUACAAAAAACGAAUGACUGUCCAGUGAAGUAGAGUGUGGAAAAAGAAAAUCAAAAUCAAAAUCCAAGCCCCAAAAUUAAAUCUGAAAAGAAAGCCGACGGAGGACAGCAACUAGUUGUUAGUUGUUUAGUAGCUACCCCUGAAACUAGCGAAGGCGGGUCGUCAGAGGCCAACCAGGUUCAAACGGCCAUAUACCUAUACCAACUCCGACUUCACCUACCCAGGCCCAGAACUCACCAGCCCAGAACCCAAACUCCCCGGCCAGCGUAGACAAUUGAUUAUUGAUUUUGUCUAAGGCAGCAAGAACUUCACAGCUUAACGCAAAACAAAACUUGGCAGCAGGGCAACAAAGGGCGACGAAAGGCGAGAAAAAACAACGAAGACCGGAGGAAAAACCGCACACACACGUUGAAAGGCAGUGGGAAAAACCGGAAAACUCGGAUCGGAAGACUCCGGUAUAGGCCAGUGUUGUGCAAUGCCAGGCUUAGGCCGGCACAGUGUUGGUCAGCGGAGUGGGGCCUGAAGAAGACCCACAAAAGCUGUGUGAAAAAGAGCGGUCUAAACCUGUAAAGAAGAAACAAUCUAAAGAGGGUACUUCCCCGACACCCCCCUAAAAACCACCUGCCACUCUAUCUCCCCCCCACUGUAUUUUUCCCCUGAAUAAGCCACACCCCCUUAACUGCAUUUUCCUUUGAUCAACCCCCCGCCCCGAUCAGAGCCGCCAAGAUAAGCCGUCUAAUCGAGAAGCUGCGACAGACGAACAAACGGAAAAUGUUCUGCUCGCUGGCCCAGACGCUCUUCUGCGUCCUGCUCAUCCAGGGCGGCCUCUAUGCCCUCCACCUGAGCGGAAACGGCGGCGACAAGUCCCUGGGCGAGUCCAAGGCGGUCCAGUCGGUGCCCAGCCAGCCGCUGGGACCCUCCGCCGGAGGAGCCUCCUCCGCCUGGCAGACGGCCCCCUCGCAGCAGCAGCAACAUCAGCAGCAUCCCGGAGGAUCUCCGCCGGGCAGUGGCUCCUCGCACGGCCAUCGGUCGGCAGCGGCGGCCGCCUUCGAUGCCACCACCGUGCGGCUGAACAAGGAGAUCGCCGACAUGGCCCAGUUGGAGCGGGAGCGCCUGAUGCUCCUGGCCCGCGCCAAGCAGACGGCGGAGCAGCCGCCGGCGGGCAAUAGCCACCGCGGUCAUCCCUUCAUCGCCGGCCGGAUACAGAUGCAGCCCAGCGAGGAGCUGGACGUGGGCGACUAUCCCGCCCUGCUGCAGCAGGCCGCCCGCGGCUACAUCUUCGGCAAUGUCCAGAAGCAGCCCCCCACUCCGAUCAGCCUGGAGCAGGAUUACGAGCAGCUGAGGGAGCUGGAGAACAGGCCGGUGAAGUACUACGGCCGGGUGGUGCAGCCAGCGGAGAGGGAGGAUCCGGCGGAGGCGCUCUACGAACCAAUGCACUCCUUCGGCGACUUCGAUGACUUCUCGGAGCUGGAGCAGGAGCAGGAGCCGCACAUGGGCGAGGAUGAGCUGCUCAGGGAGCUGGAUGCCUACCAGUACCAUGGCCUGGAGGAGGAGCCUCUGCCAGAGAAUCCCUACCGCACGCUGGAGCAGCUGGAGCUGGCUGCACCCGACUCCCUGCAACAGCUUUUCGAGCAGGAACAGGAGCAGGAGCAGCGGGAUGCCCCCUCCAAGGGAAUGCACUCUGGCAAAGGCCACAAUAACCCGGGAAACUACAACAUAAGGGUUCAGCAAAAGUGGGCCAGGAAACGAAAUGGCCAAGGACUCGCCCAUAAUCCGGAGGCGGAGAAGCAGCUGCAGCGCCAGAUCUUCGCUCAGCACUUCAAGCCGCAGCGAAGUGGCAAGCUGUCGCUUUCGGCCAAUUCGGAGGCCACGGCCAGUAAGCAUCUGAAGCCAUCCAGUCGAUCCGGCUCCAAGGAUACUGAGAAGCCCACUAACGAGCUAGGAGGCAGUGCAUCCGCCGCAGGCUCAAACAAACAAACAACCGGCGAUGGACUACCCAAGCAGCAGACGGAACAGCAGUCGCAGGAUAAAAAGGAUCCCGGCCACAAGCGAUCCGGAUCUGGAUCAGGAUCAGCGGGAUCCGUGGGAUCGCCAGGAGGCGGCUUUUUAGCGCCGCCACCAGUUUCCCACAGCAUAGCCAGCCAGCUGAUGCUGCGCACCGCCCGCGGUCAACGGCAGUACGAUGUGCCACAAAUCGAGUGUCCAACCGCCAUGGAUGGCAUGGAGCGGUUCGCCUGCCCGAUUCCCGACCGGCAGGGCAGAUACCGCUGCAUAGACGAUCAUGUGCUGUGCGAUGGCUUCAUCGACUGUCCCGAUGGCGAGGAUGAGGACCGGAGAUCCUGCAUGUUCUACAAGACGACGAAGGCUCACUUGGAUGUGUUAGCGGAUGCGUUACUGCGCUGGGCGCGAGGGCGUUAAGCUCUGUCCACCCACCAACCACACACAGAUACACACCCUCUCUAAGCACACGCACACAGUCCACACACACACACACACACACACACCACACACACAAAUACACCUAGAGAACUCACUUUAAACAUUAAUGACAAAAAAUUAGUUUUAACGUGUCCCAAGAGAAGCAAAAAAAAACCCUAUUAAGUUUAAACAUUACUCAAGAAUAAAACACACACACAGACAAGCCAACCACCCGCCUGUCCUUUGACAAGAGAUUAAAAAAUUCCCAAGAAAAUUCUCAAGAAAAUUCCAAGAAAAACAGAAACCGACUCAAACAAAACAAAAAAUACAAAAUGCAGCUUGCAAAAAGCUGAAUGGAUUGCCAAGUAAAAGAACAGAAAGCUAUGAUUAAAAACAAAAUGAGGCAGCAAUUAUGCUUAAUGAAAAGGUAUGAUUAUUAUUACACUAUUAUUAUUAAAAAUUAACUUAAUGAAAGCCCAAGAACAAAAUGCAGUUAUACAUAUUAAAGCUAAAUUAUAAUUCAACAGAAAAAAAAGAACAACAAAAAAUAAGACAAAAUCGAAAACGUUUUUUUCGUUCAUUUGAAAUUUGUUUCGCAGGAACAGAAAGAAUAAUGAGGAAUAACAAAAUUGGGCCUAACUAUUUUUAGUAUAUAUUAAAUAAAUAUAUUAUAAAUAUAUCUUACUAUAUGAAAUAUAUUUCGUGUACAUUAUUUAAUUAUACGUGUAUUAAAGUUUAAAUGUUAAAUAAACCAAAAGAAAUAAAAUCAAAACGAAGCAAGCAGAAAAAAAGCGAUAAAAACAUGAUGAGGCAAGCAAGCAGAAGAAGAAUGAAAUUAUAUAUACAUAUACACAGAAAAAACAGACAUUAAAUAUAUAUUAAUAGUAUACAUAUACCAAUAACAAACAAAUAUACAAUUGAAGGAAAAUAUUGCAUUAGGUUUUAUUGCUGAUAACUGAACAAGCUAAUGAGUGCAAUAUAAUAUACUUAUAUACAAUGCAAUAACAGCAAGAUUAGCGACAAAAACAAACAUUUACAACUUAGAAGAUGAAGCAAAACAUUUACAUAAAGAAAAAGACUUGACUUCAUGAAAAACCCAGUUUUGUUCGAUAGUUGAGGCUUAUAAUCGUUAAUGCUUUUGGUUUAAAGUUUUCUCAUUAUUAAAACUACGUUCGCCAUUACAAAUGAUUUGCUCCGUCUUUAUUUUCUUCACGUGUGUAAAUAAUACUUUCAAUAAUCAUUUUUAUUUGCCUGUAAAGAUUUAUACCAACUCCACCAGACAUUUUAAUUUCGUUCAUGAGUGACAACAGUUCUCACGGAAAUGGCAGCUAUCUGUAGUUAAGUAAAUUUAUUUACAUAAUUAAAGUAUAUUUAAAUAACAAUGGACUUAUAAAUAUACAUAAAAAAGAUAAGCUUAUAAGCAAAACGAAAAGCUUGUAAAAAUGCUAACUAAAACUAAUCCAGUCUCGACCUUUUAUCCAAAUCACAGUUCUUUUUUAUCCUACUCAUUUUCUAUGUUUUAAUUCUCGCUGUUCUUUCAAUUGGAAACGCAAAAAAUUCAACCUUAAGCCAAUAAUGUUCUGGUCAUUGAAAAUUAUUCGCUAUUAUUAUGCCUGUAAAGGGGGCGAGUUCCCAACACAAUCAAUCAAUUAAGAAAUACAAUCAAGCAAAUUUUUAAGCCGGAAUUUACGAAUUAAAAUUUUUAAACGGUUGUGUAUGCAAACAAAUAACAAUGGAAAGAUAAGCGCGAGAAAAUAAAUGGCAAAUUAACAAUAAUAUCGAGUACCCUCUUAAGCGAUUUUCACGCAUUGCAUUUCCUGCGUUUUCCUUUUGCAUUUCGAGUUCGAUUUUCGUUUUUCAUUUUACCAGACACAUAAGAUGCAUAUUUUAACAACGCUUGACUUCAUGGAAUCGCAAUCAAUCGAUUAUUUUUGUUCAUUUCAUUCGGUCCAAAGUAUGCAUGUUACUUAAUCGUUUUGUGUGAGAUCCCAAACAUGUUUAAUUAUUUGAAACGGAAUAACAUAUGAAAUUGCGAGCAAUAAAAUUUCAUAUCUUAUACACAGUACGUAUAAAAAAUUGCAAACAAAUUAUGUAAAUCUAAUUGAGAAUACGUUUACGAAUAAGUUUUUAUUUCACAUCGAUCCCCAACCUCCUGCCCUCCUAUAUCAACGAUCUUCGUUAUUAACCGAAAAGUAUAAAUAGGAGACGACCUUGGAGUUUUCUUUUAAUUGAUUGAUUCAGUAAAACAUUUACAUAAAUAACUGCAAAAUAACCCACCUUUAAAUAUAAAUGAAAGUAAAUUAAUAAUAACAAUUUCUAUACCAUACGAAAAUACUAAACGCAAGACAACGUGUGUAUAACUCUAAGUAAAAGAUAACUACCAUAACGAAUACGAAUAAUGUAUGUAUAUGCAAUUAAUUGUAAUCCUUGAAAUUAUGCACAAAUCGAAAAUCCAAACAAGAAGAACAAAUGCACACUAAAAAAACUACAACCAGAGGACAAAACCCGAAAACAAAUCAAAGACGAACAAAAGUUUUGAUCACAUUUUUUGAACGAACGACAAUUGAGGUAAAGGUAUAGAAAAACACACAUACACAGACAUACAAAUACAUAUAUUUUUGGCCUAUUUUUCUAUAAUCCUAACAAAAACAAGAACGAAAUUUUAAAAGCAAAACGACAACUUCUAUAAGGACAUACCCAAAUGAAAAGACAUAAGUUCGACUGUAAAUAACCAAAAAGAAAAGUAAAUUCCCCAAUUGAUUUUAGGUUCUAAUUGAACAAAGUACUAACGAAGAUCGUUAAAUAAUAUUUCAAAUAUCUUUCCUAUACAUUUUCGUUUAAUUUCCUUAAUUUUCAGCCUAUUUCAAAAAUAGAUUAUUUUUCUAAUUAAGCCUUUGCGUCUUGCACGCUCUCACAGCAAACAGUAUUGUGUAUAAAACAACAAUUUGUAAAUAAACAUAUUACGUCUAAAUUAGUGGAAAAGUCCUUUUUUUAAUUUUAAAGGUUUUACAAUUGUAGAGUAUUUAGUUUUAAAUUUAUUUUUUGAAUACCACGUAAAGAGAGGAGGCAAAUUAGCAAGGAAAAAUCGAAAAAGGGCAAAUACAGAUUAUAAAGCUAACAAAAAAAAAAAACAAUUGUUGAAUGUUAAACAGAUACAUACACAUAUACACACAACCAUAGGUACAUACACACACACAUACAAAUAUAAACAUAUAUAUAUAAGAAUAUAUAGUACCCUCUACAGCCCCUAAACUUGUAUUUAUUUGUAUUUGUAUAUUUGCAGACGAAAAAAGAUACUUAGAAACAAAACAUCAAAGAGAAAGAUGGAGAAUAUAAUUAACUAUGAGUAGCAAAUGGCAUUCAUACAAUCCGAAUGCCAUUCGCACAAAUUGUCGAAAGAAAACACGGUCUAUCAAUUCUAUUGAUUUCGUCUUACCCAAACUCUUAUUAAUUAGUAUUUGCUGUAAAUAAUUUUCGCCUCCCUCUUUUUUGAUCUCGCUGUAUCUGUCUCUAUCUUUCUCACACUAAUUUCACUGGUGAACGAGGUCUAGUUUUAGCAUAAUUCUCCCUUUUAAUUUAACCACAGUUUUCUUAACUACUUAUAAUAAUUAAUUAUAUAUUAUACGAAUAUAUGAUAAUGCAGAAAAAAAAACAAGAAAAUACACAAAAAAAAAAACAAAGAAAAAAUGAAAAACAAAUACACAACUUAAUAUACACUGAAAACGAAACCCAAACAUGCAUUUCUGAUUUUCACUUCGUUACUCUCACAAUUCCAGAAUACUUUACUAUAUAUACUAUAUAUAAUUUCCUCUCCACAAAAACAAAAACAACAACAACGACACCAGACAACACACACAACAAGUAAGUUAAACACACAUAUGCAGGCGAUUAAAUACCAUCUUAUGAGUUUCUCAUGGAUCUAAAACAAUAGUGCACAUAUUUACCUUUUUGAGUUCAUACUUCAACUCUUAGUUGUGGCAAACUAAACACAUUUUUUGUUGAGAAGAACACCUGAACCUGAAGUUUGAGAUUAUCCCAGGAAUCCUUGGAUCCUUGUUGAUUGUUGAAUGCCUUUUGGUAAGUUACAGCGGGCGCCCUUAAGUGCUCAAGUCCUUUGGCCACAUAGAGCUCUUCACUUGGCGGUCAGACAAACUUUUUAACAAGUUCUAGAAAAUAGCUUUACUUCUACAUUAUUCCCCACGUAAGAUACAGAAAAAAUAAGUCACAGCACAAAUGUCAACUUUAAUGGAAGUAAAUGUCAAAUGUUUGCGAAAAAACACGGAUGGAAAUUUUGCGAAAUACAUAUUUUCGGUAUUGAGAUUUAGAAAUUGACAAAGCUAUAAAAAGCGGUCAGCGAAUGAGACAAAAUAAGAAAAAUAUUUUAAUGACUAUUAUCCACGUAUAAAAUAUAAAUGUUAGUUAAAUUAGGAGUAGACCCGCAGAGGUAAUUAUAUAAACUUGCUGCUUUUGCUGAGCACAAAAGUGUUAGCCAUCGCUUGAAAACAUACUAUUCAACAAGAUAAUUAUAUGUAUUUGAUGUAGAUCCGUGUUUAGUAAGAUCUAAGAUUGCACCUGAAAGAACGUUGAAAAGUUUGUGUAAGAAAACAAUUUAUUGAAGCAUUGGAGGCUGCAUACAAAGCUGAAACAACGAGAAACUUUAACAAGCCACAGCAACUAACAGACUUGGACCUAAAGUGACCUUCAAUGGGCAUCAGGUGUUGUAGCCAUUGAUUCGGGCUAGCUUUUUAUGACUAUGCCACAAAAAGCCGCACUCAAUGCGAAAACAACCAGAGCCACUGAUGCAAUUCGAUGCCACUUUUAUUCCGCUCACAGGUAAACAAUUAUCGCCGACCACUUAAAGUUAGUUGAAGAACUCUCUGUUCAAAAACAAUCCAAAGAAAAAUGCAAGAACAAAUGAAAACCAAUCUGCCUGUACGUUGUUGCAAGGUUUUGUAUGCAAAUUGCCGAAAAUAAAUUGUUUGUAAAUGCAAUUUGACCAAGACAAGUCAAUUUGAAAGUGAAGAGCUUUGAGUAUUUUUCAGAAUUUAAGAGCAUUUAGGACUAGUUGGCCAGUUAAAGGGAUUCAGUCUGUUUUUAAUACAAAAACAUUUAGUUAUUUUCAGCCAAUUGUUUUAAUUUUCUUUACAACUUUCUGCUUAUUUGGUUCUAAAAUUUCAUUAAUAACUCUUUCCAAACAAUCACCUAAUUCAUUGCAAUUACUUUCCGCCAAGCAUAUAUUAUUGUUUUAACCUUAAAUGAAACCAUUAAGUAUUUAUGCAAUUCAUUAAAAUUCCACAACAACCUACACACACACACUGUCGCCAGCUCCAAUAAAUUAUGUUCAAUUGAAACAAUUAGCGAGAGAAAUUAUGACAAACAAUUAGCAUAAACAAUUUUGCACUGUUGCACAUUUUAUGUGAUAAAUAAUUAUACCAAAUCAAAACGGAAAAACAUGAAUUAUAUGUAUUGAAAUGCACCACAAUUGCACUUACCUAAAAAUUAUGAUGAAAACAAGGACACCUGAAUUCGUAUUAGAGCCUGAUUAAUUAGUGAUUAUAUUUUAUGUGCAUCGUUGUUGUAGUAAUUGCACAAAUCAGCACAAAAAUGAGAUAUUCCGAACGAAGAGUUAACCAAGAUUAUCUUGGGGGGCAUUAACCUCGAGAGAGUGGUUGGUCGGGCAAGCAGAUCAGUCUUCCACGGCACCAAGAUCCUGAAGAUCCUGAAUUUCAGACAGCAGUACACGUACACCCUCGUUUAGCUUUGGACGCACAGGGAGCAGUCCCAAUCCCAAUCAUCAGGUAUGGCCAGUUUUAAAUGGAAUCAAAAGAAUAUUUUCGAGCUAUAAACAUAAGUAGUCACAAGUACCUUAAUGCAAAUCGAAAUGUAUGUGGAGGAGGAGGAGGUAGUUCCGGCAUCCGAGAGUUUCGAUGGUCAGCAACUCGGACAUACAUUCCCUUAAACAUGCACACAAUCAAGGCUUAAAAGCAAUCCGUCCUCAAUUGACACUUUUGAGCGGAAUCUCCACAAAAGCACUCAAGGAGGCCGAUGAGUUCGACUCUAAAGUUAAAUUAGGUCUAAACUAUCUGUACACAACACCCCCCCUACCCCCUAACCCCGCCCACACCCGCGCACGCACACACUCACACACUGACACACACACACACACUCGGACAAGCAAAUGCACUUAAAUUGUAAAUGUUGUGAUUAUAUAGCACCGCCUCAAAGUAUGCACCAAAAUUUUUGACAAAUGUAUUUUUGCACUAUUUUUAAAUGCACCAAAUGGAACGCCCAGUUUAAACUAAAAUUAAACGUAUUUUAACUAAAUUAGUUCUUAAAUGUUAAACAAAAAAUAUAUACCUAACAACCUGGAGAGGGAUUUUCCUUUAACGUUCUUAUGUUAACUUAAACCAAAAGUCAAGAAAAGUCUGCGAAACAUUUUAUUCAAUCGAUAUGCAAUGUAAAUACAGAACAAAGUGGAAGGCUAUAACGAAGUCUAAGUAAUUUAGAAAUUGUCACUAUGUAAAUAGACCAAACCGAACACAAACAGAGGAAAAUAGGACGAAAAGAGCAAGAUGGAAAUUAAGCGGAGGCCACAAAUGGAGGAUGUUUUUAACUUUAAUUAGAAAGUGUUUUAUGUAUUAUGUACGAAGUAUGGUAGCCCACGCAGGAAGUCCUACUAAUAAUUUCUAAGCCAUUUAACUUGUAAAUUAUUAUGGUUAUAAAUGUAUAAUGUAAAUGAAAAGUAUACAGUAUGUGCUAGGAGGAUGCGGGUGGUGCGCCAUAUAGAAUGACAACUGCGACUCCGGCAAGAACUACCAGAUAUAUAGAUGUGUACAUGUGUAUGGUUAUAAAUUAAACCUACUUCAGUUUGCCUACGAGUCUAAAUACAUAUAGGUACAUAGCAGAUAUAUAUUUCCAACUGGUGAACCAAAAAAACUGGAUUCGAGUUCAAGCGAAAAACCCCAAAACAAAUAGAAACCAAAAAAAAAAAACAACAAUACCAUUAUUAAUAUUGAAAUUUAAUUAUAUGCGUUUGCG
Molecule: messenger RNA, 10481 nt
Organism: Drosophila rhopaloa
Lineage: Eukaryota; Metazoa; Arthropoda; Insecta; Diptera; Drosophilidae
Gene: jeb
Exons: 3
Coding region: 1797-3443 (548 amino acids)
Biological process (GO): positive regulation of MAPK cascade
Cellular component (GO): terminal bouton
Molecular function (GO): protein binding; transmembrane receptor protein tyrosine kinase activator activity
Source: RefSeq, a predicted model, not a curated record